UCUCGCACCUUCAGCUAUCUCUGUCUCUGUGUGUGAAAGCAAUUUUAUUUUUAUUUAUAACAAUUUUUGCGUUUAUAAACACAACAGAAAUAAAUAGUUGGCUCGGCGCACUUCCUGGAAUCGCUCGUAUCAGCUGUUGGCCAUUGGCACCAGCUUGUAGACUGAUUCCAAUACCGUUUCCCAGUUUCCUUGGAGGAGAGAAAGGAACCUGCAGCGAAUUCCAGCCACUUUUGUUGAUUAUUAUUCGGCAUUAAUUGUGUGAAAAUCGGCUGAUCAAAUCGGCUGACACGUCACAGGAGAGCCGGAAAAGCUGUGAGGCACUCGCCGGAAAAGUCAGCGCAGAGGAAAAUUCCAUUGGAGGCCCAGUGAAAGGCGAGCACAACACAACUACUGCAUGCCAUGGACUUUUUGUUCGGCUCCCGUUCCAGCAAGACCUUCAAGCCCAAGAAGAACAUCCCGGAGGGCACCCACCAGUAUGAUCUCAUGAAGCAUGCGGCAGCCACCUUGGGAUCGGGAAACCUACGCAAUGCUGUGGCCCUGCCCGAUGGCGAGGAUCUCAACGAGUGGGUGGCCGUCAACACCGUGGACUUCUUUAACCAGAUCAACAUGCUGUACGGCACCAUCACCGAAUUCUGCACCGAGGAGACCUGUGGCAUCAUGUCGGCUGGCCCGAAAUACGAAUACCACUGGGCUGACGGUUUGACCGUGAAGAAGCCGAUCAAGUGCAGCGCCCCCAAGUACAUUGACUAUCUGAUGACCUGGGUGCAGGACCAGCUGGACGACGAGACUCUGUUUCCCUCCAAGAUCGGCGUGCCGUUUCCAAAGAACUUUCACUCCUCCGCGAAGACCAUACUGAAGCGUCUGUUCCGCGUGUAUGCGCACAUCUAUCACCAGCACUUCACAGAGGUGGUGACGCUGGGCGAGGAGGCCCACCUAAACACGUCCUUCAAGCACUUCAUAUUCUUCGUGCAGGAGUUCAAUUUGAUCGAGCGGCGCGAGCUGGCCCCGCUGCAGGAGCUGAUCGACAAGCUGACGGCAAAGGACGAGCGGCAGAUAUAGGAAUCACUGCAGGAAGCCGCAAUUGCCUGCGGUGAUGGCGGUAGCCUGGGCUUGCAGUUGGACUUGUGAUGGGAGCGCUCCGGCAGACUCGUGUAUUACGCUUUAGUUAGUUACCGCCUUUUCUUUUAAGUUUCGUUCACUGCUUCAUGGGGUGCCUCCCACUAAAAACAAAACAAAAACAAAACAAAACAUAACAUAAAAACAGCCGAUCGGCGAAGAUAACCGAACUAUAGCGGGCUAAUUGCUGAUCCAGAGCAACUACUAUAUUUUUAUAUGUGAAUCGUAACUUUAAGGAGUAUAAAUCAUAUUUAUAUGUAUAUGUAAAGGAGAAAACAAAAAGCAUCAGCAGCAGCAGCGGCAUCUGCAGCACGCCUUCGAUCACCAACACAUCCAGCUUUCGAGAAACAACCAAUAUUACGUUCACAAACUAUGCGUGUUCCCUUGUUUAUCGUUUUUUCUUUCUGUAUGUAUUGUAUGUAUUUAUUACUAUUAAACUAUCGCUAUAUAGCUUGGAGUCGUCCAGCGGAUCAAGCGAUUUUGUAAUGCAAACCCCAGCAAUGUGAGGCGACGCUCGACAGCACCCAAUAACUGAUAAUAAUUGUAGACUUGAUAAACAUUUUUGAUACGUUUUAUACUAAUAAAGAGAAUAUUAUGAAUAAA
This is a messenger RNA of Drosophila gunungcola (fruit fly), 1719 nucleotides long. It is a transcript of the gene mats, whose product is annotated as MOB kinase activator-like 1. The record is from RefSeq and is a predicted model, not a curated record. Gene Ontology annotation, molecular function: protein kinase activator activity. Gene Ontology annotation, cellular component: cytoplasm; nucleus. Lineage: Eukaryota; Metazoa; Arthropoda; Insecta; Diptera; Drosophilidae. The transcript is spliced from 3 exons. Gene Ontology annotation, biological process: hippo signaling; positive regulation of protein phosphorylation. Bases 400 to 1059 code for a protein of 219 amino acids.